AUGGCAGAAACUGAAUCUGUCACAAGUGCAGCAAGCGAUCUACGCAAUGCUUACUUUGUCGAUACCUCCUCCACCUCCAACGAUGGGCGCAGCUUCUCAUCGCCCUAUACCGCACAGACACUCGAUCAAAUACCCACUCCAAUCUUAAAAAUGCUGAUUGUCUUGGGCCCGUUCAUUCGCCAUUGCGCAUACUUUGUACAAGUCGUUACGUGGAGCACAUUAGACCCACGACAAUCCAUAUUAGCGCUCCUUUUAUGGAUCGGGUGCUGUUUAUGGACCGCGCCAGUCCUCAUGUUUGUGCUGCCAAGCAUGAUCCUUGUCAAACUCGCAAGAGGAUGGCUCAAAGUCAGAACUUCACGUGCACGACGAGAACGACUGGAGCGUGAACGGCAACUCCAACGUUUGAAACGAGAACAAGAAGAUGACCAUCACAAUGAUUAUUAUGACGACGAUGAAGAAGGAAAGAAACGCAAGCAACAGCAGGAAGAAGAGGAAGAACAGCUUUUAAUUUCGCGAAAGUUCCAGCCCGAGGGCCAUGUAUCGCUGGACGAUACGCUGCGCAACCUUGCUGUCGUCAAUGCAUACGUGGAUCGAGUACGACAGUGGAUCCGGUGGACUCGAGACGAGCUGCUGGAUGGAUCGCGUCCAGACGUUGUCGCAUCGACACUCACCGUGAUGCUGUAUGCAUGGCCCAUUUGGAUUGUGCUCAAUUUGGUACUCGGAACGAACGGAAUUAUUGCACUAGCUGGAUCGCUCGUACUAGUCAGCCCGUCGCCGUGGUUCAAGGUGACAAUCAUGGCGAUCCGUCGUAACGCAUUAGUUACACAUGCAAUUGCUGCAUGUUGGGCAUACGGGGUUGCCCUGGUGAUCUCCAUGGUAUCUGUCGCUGUUCCGUUCCGUGCCCCAGCAACGCCGAGUGGUGGUCGCUUUAAGUCAUGGAUCACACGAUUGAUGAAACGAGCCCGUCGUGAAAAGACCAAGGCUCUUGAUGUGAUCAAAAGUGAGCAGCAAGUGGAAGAGCAGAAUGCUUCAAGUGGAUUACGAACUGAAAUGAUUUUCCAGUUUGACAUUUACGAAAAUCAGCGAUGGUGGUUGGGCAUGGACUGGACGACCAACAUGAUGCCAAGUGAACGUGCUCCAUGGACGGAUAAUCAACUCUCGCCGGUGCGAUCCAAAGAUGGGUUUGAGCUGCCACCACCUAGCGAUACUGUACAGUAUCGACCGAUAGCAGGCAGUGGUGGCGUGGCCAUCAAGCAAACUACAAAAAAGGUGUGGAGCUGGGCAGACGGAGAUUGGUGGGUGGAUAUGACUGGCGAGAUGCAAGGUCGCGUGGAUCGCAACGGCUGGGAAUAUGGCAACAAUGCUUGGAAACAGAUGACUGGCCAUCCAGCAAUGCAAACAUUUACACGGCGACGCCGCUGGUCUCGCCGGGCGCGCCUGGUUGAACGUCGAUUCGAGGAACCUGUUCAAGGCAACAAUGAUAAUGCCUCUACAACUAGUACUACUGCUGCUAGCUCAGACGGAUUACGAAAAAGAAACUAG
Molecule: messenger RNA, 1542 nt
Organism: Zychaea mexicana
Lineage: Eukaryota; Fungi; Mucoromycota; Mucoromycetes; Mucorales; Lichtheimiaceae
Product: Peroxin/Dysferlin domain-containing protein
Exons: 2
Coding region: 1-1542 (513 amino acids)
Biological process (GO): peroxisome organization
Cellular component (GO): peroxisomal membrane
Source: RefSeq, a predicted model, not a curated record